This is a messenger RNA of Uloborus diversus, 1182 nucleotides long. RefSeq lists its product as uncharacterized. Lineage: Eukaryota; Metazoa; Arthropoda; Arachnida; Araneae; Uloboridae. Gene Ontology annotation, biological process: DNA integration. The coding region runs from base 1 to 1182 and encodes 393 amino acids. The transcript has a single exon. Gene Ontology annotation, molecular function: nucleic acid binding. The record is from RefSeq and is a predicted model, not a curated record.
AUGCCUAAAGAAAGGUGGCCGAAGCAUGACAUUCUUCCCAGCAAUAAUGAUUAUUUGAUUGAAAAGAGGUCCAAAUUAAAUUCUACUCAGCUUUCCUGCAAUGUUAAAUUACUUACAGAACCAUUGCUGGAUUUAGGAAAAUUUAGUAAACUUAAUCGUGUAUACAACAUCACCGCUUGGAUUUUCAGAUUCCUUAAUAACAUUAAUAAGAAAAAGACUAAGCUGUCAGGUGAGCUUACUACUGCAGAAAUUACAAAAUCGGAAAAAUAUUGGUUAAAGUUAACUCAACAAACUGUGUUCACUCUUGAGAUUGAAGAACUGAAACGGGAAGAACCUAUCAAUAAAAAUUCUCCUUUAUACAAUUUAAACCCUAAAUUGGAUGAAGAUGGUUUAUUAUAUUUAUCGGGAAGACUUCGCUUAUCUGAUCUGCCUCUAAGGGAAAAAAAUCCUUGGAUACUCCCGGGCGGGGAACAAUUCACCAAACUGCUAAUUCUUCAGACCCAUGAAAAAGUUUAUCAUUAUGGAGUAGCCACAACCUUAGCGCAUCUUCGAGAAACAUAUUACAUCAUCAAAGGAAGGAAAUAUGUUAAAUCUGUGCUGAAAUCUUGCAUUAUUUGCAAAAGAUUUAAAGUUAGACCUGGCAAAGAAGAAAUUGCUCCUUUACCGAAGGAUAGGAUAAUUGAAUCACCCCCAUUUGAGACCUGUGCUGUUGAUUUCGCCGGCCCUAUUUUUAUCAAAACUAAAUCGGGCCCGGAAAAAGCUUACAUUGUGCUCUUCACCUGUGGAGUUACUAGAGCUGUUCAUCUGGAAGUAGCAUCUGACCUCAGCACUGAAACCUUCAUCUUAGCUUUCAAAAGAUUUGUUUCACGUAGAGGACUCUGUAAAAUUGUAUACAGUGAUAAUGCCAAGACCUUUAUUAAAACUGAUAGUUUACUGAAGGAGAUUUGGAGUAAGAUUUCCAAAGCUGAGGUUCAACAGUAUUUUACUAAAAACCGAAUUGUGUGGAAAUUUAUUGUACCUAGAGCCAGCUGGUGGGGUGGGUUUUGGGAGCGCAUGGUGCGUUCUGUCAAAACGCCCUUGAAGAAAGUUUUAGGACGAUCUUGCUUGAGCUAUGAAGAGAUUCAAACCACUCUCACUGAGAUCGAAGCUGUUAUUCAUUUGAAGUUUACACCAAGUUUGUAA